CAAUACAGUAAUGCAUCUUGUUAUCAUAGCAUUUAUCUUAAUUUGUCUGAAUGAAAAUGAUUUCAGGGUUAUGUGGAUUAAACGAUUAAGUGAACAAAUUAAUUAAAUACUCUUGUCUGACUAACAGAAAGGUAUACAUUGGGUGAAACAACAAGUGUGGGAACUGAUUCAAGCCCUCAAGGCUGCAUAGUGACAUAAGAUGCUGAAUAUGUUUUUGUUUCUUAUGAUAUCUCUUUUGGUUCUGGAGUUCAAUGAUUCCAAACAAUUGCCAAGAACAAAGAGAGAAGGGAACCCUGAAACAUUCAUGAAUAUUAGUGAGGUCUUACAAUAUCAUGGUUAUCCUAAUGAGGAACAUGAAAUCCUGACAAAUGAUGGUUACUUUCUUACUAUCAACAGAAUUCUUGGAAGGAAAGCGUCAGAGAAAACAGCUUCCAAACCUGUUGUUUUACUGAUGCCAGGAGUUCUUACUGAUUGUGGAAUAUGGCUGACGAAUGUGCCCAAUGGCAGCUUAGGUUUUAUACUGGCAGAUGCUGGCUUUGAUGUUUGGUUGGCAAAUAACCGAGGAAGCAGAUGGUGUAAACAGCACCAGAACUUCUCAUAUAAAGAAGAAGAAUUCUGGAAUUUCAGUUUUCAUGAAAUGGCAAUGGAAGAUCUGCCAGCGAUUAUAUAUUUUAUCCUAGCUAAAACUAGACAGAAACAACUUUUUUAUGUUGGCUAUUCCCAAGGAUCCACUUUAGGAUUCAUUGCAUUUUCAGCUAUGCCAGCAUUAGCUGAGAAAAUAAAAAUCUUUUUUGCAUUUGGUCCAAUAUAUUUGGUGAAUCACAUCACACCAUGGUAUAAAAUGAUAAUCGAUAUGAACCCAGUUAUUAUGAAGACUACAUUAGGCAGAAAAGAAAUUUGCUUGCUACCUAAUCACAUAACACGGAAAUUGGCCACUAAGUUUUGUGACAUGGAUUUAUGGAGAAAAACGUGUGCGAAUAUUUUAUUGUCCGGUGGUGGAAUUAGUGAAAACAAUGUAAAUAUGAGUCGCCUGGAUGUCAUUGUAUCACAUUUAUUUGGAUGCACAUCAACAAAAACUCUCUUACAUUGGAAGCAGGUGUAUGAAACCGGGCAGUUUAAAGAGUUUGACUAUGGUUCUAAGAAUAUGAAAAAAUACAAUCAGAUGACCCCUCCCUUUUAUGAUAUAAGAAUGAAUAUCCCAACCUUCAUGUGGAGGGGUGAAAAAGAUAAAAUUUCAACACCAAAGGAUACCGAACAAUUUCUCCCUCUUCUUAGUAAUCUGAUCUCCUACAAAAUAAUUCCUCGUUGGAUGCAUUACGAUUAUCUUUUUGGCCUUGAUGCACGUCAAAACUUGUAUGAUGAACUUGUUGACAUAAUUCACAAUUUCCCAUAAGCUGGGGAUCGUCUAGUACAGAGAUGUUAACCUUUUCCGGACCGAGUGCCCAAAGUGCGUGUGUGUGUUUGUGAAUGCGCAUGCGCGCACCUGAACCCCCAAAAUACAAUAUGUGUGUGGCCCCCGCAUGUACCCCACCCCCCCAUGUGCGUGUGCCCCCCAUGUGCCCCCCCCCACAUAUGCGCAGCAGAGACUUGAAGACCAGCUGGCCAGCGGGAGGUGCAUGCACAUGCAUGGUAGAGCUGAACUGGGGAGACAGUUCACGUGCCCAGAGAGAGGGCACUGUGUGCCACCUCUGGCUCGCGUGUCAUACGUUUGCCAUCAUGCGUCUAGUACAUCAGUGUGACAAACAUGCCACUCCAGAAUGUUUCUUUAACAGAAGAAAUGCAUGUUUCACUAAAGCAGAAGGGUCUAAUUCUUUUACUUGAUGAUCUUUUUUUUAAAAAGGAUACUGUCAUCGUUCCAAGUAAUGAACUCAGAGAAGUCAGGACUCUGACACUUUGCUCAGGUUCAAGAGAUUCUUUAUUGAGUACAUCAUUUUGGCACUUGGAAAGGUGAAGCUAGCUCUAAUUAUUCCCACGCUCAGAGAUAGUUAAACGAAUAAGAUCUCCCCACCCCACCCCUUUGUCCCUCAGGUCAAAUGGGCCAAUCAGUCCAGGUGUAGGUUCCCACUCAACUUCGACAACUGUCCUUUGAAAUGACCUUGGUUCACACACCAGCUGGGAGAUGUUAUGGCUAGCUGGCUGAGGCAACACAUUCCUGAGUUCUCCCCCCGUGCUCUGCCCUCUUCCCCUUGAAUGGCAGGCAAGAAAUGAAGCAGAAGUAAGCAUGGCUUCAGCUGAAGUAGUUCUGUUUAUACCUUUUAAAAUACAGUGUUUCCCUGAAAAUAAGCCCUCCCCAAAAUAUUUAACCGCAUGUGCAGCUUGUCCCCGCCAUUUCCUCUGGUUAGGGUUAGGGAGACAGAGCUGGAAAUCAGAUAAGAGGGCAAGAGGAUCCCCGUUUCGUUCCACGUGCCCCAAAAUAAUAAGACCUCACCAAAAAUAAGGCCAAACACUUAUUUCAGGGUUCAAAAAAUAUAAGACAGGGUCUUAUUUUCAGGGAAACAUGGUAGUUAAUGUAGAUGCCUUGAAAGAAUGCAACCCCGGGGAUUCCAAACUUUGGGAAGAAUCACACAGUAAAGUCUUGAGUAAGAAAGGUAAAGUGUUGAGUAAACUCACACAAUAAAGUGUUGAGUAAUAAGAGAACUGUCACAAGUAAAUGCCUUAUUCUCCAUUAUGUAAAUAGUACAUGAACAGGGUAUCAGGGGUUAACUUAUUCUUCACCUCUUAAUGUAUUCAUAUUUCACCACUCCCAUAUCUAGCUCCACCCAUUGUAUAUAUAAGGAGCCACAUACGUCCAUUUUGUGCUUCUAUCUGUGAAUAUUCAGUGAAUAUAGAAUGCCUUAUGUAAAUAAAUAGUGAUUUAUUUGAAUUUAUAAUUCUCAACUUAUUUAUUGAGUCUGAUCCUGAAAAUAUCGUAACAAUCUGGUAGCAGAGGAUGGUUGAAUUGACUCAAUAAAAACUUAAACAUGUCUAAAAGAGAUAGGCCCAACACCAGGGCAUACAGCAAAGAAAUGGAAGCGGAUCAAGAAAUAAUCGAUGAGUCCACGAAUGCAAUUUCGAGAGAAUCUGAAGAAUACACCACAGACGACGAAGAAAUAAUAAAUGAAGAUGAUGACCAAGAAGAAAACGAAAUAGAAAACAACGAACUCAGGUCAGAGAUACUGAAACUUUUAAAAAGCCAAAAGAGCGAUGAAAGUCUCGUCGCGAAUCUCCAAGAUAUACUAAAAAACAACGGAGCAGCGAAAGAGAAGCACAUCGCUACUGAAAAAUCAAAAGACUCAAAAAUAGUGAGUAAUAUGAUUGCAGAUGAAAACGCAACGAAGAAGAAAACCAACAAUCCC
Messenger RNA from Pantherophis guttatus, 3335 nucleotides. RefSeq names its product lipase member M-like. Gene Ontology annotation, molecular function: hydrolase activity, acting on ester bonds. The record is from RefSeq and is a predicted model, not a curated record. NCBI's taxonomy places the organism in Eukaryota, Metazoa, Chordata, Lepidosauria, Squamata, Colubridae. Gene Ontology annotation, biological process: lipid metabolic process.